Molecule: messenger RNA, 848 nt
Organism: Musca vetustissima
Lineage: Eukaryota; Metazoa; Arthropoda; Insecta; Diptera; Muscidae
Gene: Arf79F
Product: ADP-ribosylation factor 1
Exons: 4
Coding region: 119-667 (182 amino acids)
Biological process (GO): intracellular protein transport; vesicle-mediated transport
Cellular component (GO): cytoplasm; plasma membrane
Molecular function (GO): GTPase activity; GTP binding
Source: RefSeq, a predicted model, not a curated record
UCAGAAUUCCAUAUAAACAAUAUAGAAAAGAUAAUCUUUUUUAUAUUUAUACUAUAAAUUAACACAAGAACACUCGACGACAGUCCUAAACAACAAAAGAAAAAAGCAUACAACAAACAUGGGGAAUGUAUUUGCAAAUCUGUUCAAAGGUCUCUUCGGUAAAAAGGAAAUGAGAAUAUUGAUGGUCGGUUUAGAUGCCGCUGGUAAAACCACAAUUUUGUACAAACUUAAAUUAGGCGAAAUUGUAACAACGAUACCUACCAUUGGUUUCAACGUCGAGACUGUAGAAUACAAGAACAUUAGCUUUACAGUGUGGGAUGUGGGCGGUCAAGACAAAAUUCGUCCAUUGUGGAGGCAUUACUUCCAAAAUACACAAGGUCUCAUCUUCGUCGUUGACAGCAAUGAUAGAGAACGUAUCGGCGAAGCGAGAGAAGAAUUAAUGCGUAUGUUGGCUGAAGAUGAGCUCAGAGAUGCUGUUUUACUUAUAUUCGCAAACAAACAGGAUCUGCCAAAUGCAAUGAAUGCAGCCGAAAUUACCGAUAAACUCGGCCUACACUCACUAAGAAACCGCAAUUGGUACAUUCAGGCGACGUGUGCAACCAGCGGCGAUGGUCUAUAUGAGGGUCUUGAUUGGUUGUCCAAUCAGCUUAAGAACGCUAAUCGCUAAAUGAAAUUCUUAUUUUUCUUUAACUUAGCAUCCGCAGCAGCAAAAACAACAACCACAAAAUCAACAACAACAAAUAACAUACAAAAAUAAUUAAUUUUGAUUUAAUAAUAAUAAUAAAAGAGAAAAAAACCCGAAAAUAAAGUUAUUACAAAAAACAAAACAACAAACAAACAAAAAAGAA